AUGGCUCCACGCCUUCUACUUGUAGUUAUAUGCUGCUUCCAGCUAGGCUUGGCCGUUGGACCCAGCUAUCGCUCAGUGGAGCAGUUGGAAAGCGUACCUCAUGGCUGGUCAAAACGAGGUACGCCGCCAGCCUCCAAGCGCAUGAUGUUCCAUCUGGCGAUUGCGCAGACCAAAGCCGCCGAAUUUGAGAAAAAGGUCGUUGAGCUCUCCACACCAGGCCAUCCAAAGUAUGGACAACACAUGAAACGCAGCGAAGUGGAUGACUUCCUGAGUCCCUCGCCCGAUAUCUUGUCGCAGAUUCUGUCGUGGCUAGAAUCCGAGCAUGUCCCUAUAGAAACAAUUGAGACCAAUCGGAACUGGAUAAAAUUCCAAGCAUUCGUCCCGCAAGCCGAGAAAAUGCUGAAGACGCGCUUUUUUCACUACCACAACGACGCCAGUCAGACCUCGGCCAUCAGGACCUUGGGCUAUUCCGUGCCUGAAGAGCUACACCCCUAUAUUGAGAUGAUUCAGCCAACCACUCGGUUUGGAAAUCUCGGGCCGCAGAGAGCCCUGCCUUUAGCCCAGCCGAUUGUGGCAACGCCCGAGGAUUUGGCAGGCGGCUGCGACAGGCUCAUGACACCAGAUUGUCUUCGAGAUAUGUAUGGGCUGUACGACACAGAGGCAAAGCCCGAUCCACGAAAUCGAUUGGGAAUAUCUGGGUUCCUGGAGCAGUAUGGCCGAUAUUCCGACUUCAACACCUUUAUAGGUCGGUUCGCGCCAAAUCACACAGACGCCAACUUCACCGUCGUGUCCAUAAAUGGCGGCUUGAAUAAUCAGGAUUCGUGGAGCGGAAGUACAGAGGCAAGCUUGGAUAUCCAGUACGCCAUCUCUGUGGCGUACCAAGCCUUGGCCACCUAUUACACCACCGGAGGACGUGGGCCCUUGGAAGCAGAAGCAGAUCAGCCCAAUGCGAGUGACUCGCAGAAUGAGCCGUAUCUGGACCAGCUACAGUAUCUGGUAAAUCUCCCAGAUGAUGAGUUGCCCGCAGUGCUAUCCACAUCAUACGGAGAAUCCGAGCAGAGCAUUCCAGCCUCCUACGCGACAUCUGUCUGCAACCUGUUUGCUCAACUAGGUGCUCGUGGGGUCUCGGUAAUUUUCAGCAGUGGAGACUCUGGAGUUGGAGGGUCCUGCCUGAGCAAUGACGGAACAAAUCAGACCAAAUUCCUCCCGGGCUUUCCAGCCUCUUGUCCGUUUGUCACGGCCGUCGGUGGGACAUAUGGUACCGCUCCUGAAAAGGCGAUCGACUUCUCUGGAGGCGGGUUUUCAGAGUUGUUUUCCCGUCCUUCGUAUCAGAACGAGGCAGUGAAUGGCUACCUGAGUCGUCUGGGUGACGAAUGGGAUGGACUGUACAACCGGACCGGAAGAGCCAUUCCCGACGUAGCAACCCAAGCCAGCAAUUUCGCGAUCCGCGACCACGACACGUACUUGAAGAUCAGUGGCACAAGGUUAGUUGCUCCGAGUUGUAGAUGA
Penicillium riverlandense is the source of this 1509-nucleotide messenger RNA. Its product is annotated as S53 family peptidase. Gene Ontology annotation, molecular function: tripeptidyl-peptidase activity; serine-type endopeptidase activity. The transcript has a single exon. Bases 1 to 1509 code for a protein of 502 amino acids. Gene Ontology annotation, biological process: proteolysis. The record is from RefSeq and is a predicted model, not a curated record. NCBI's taxonomy places the organism in Eukaryota, Fungi, Ascomycota, Eurotiomycetes, Eurotiales, Aspergillaceae.